Molecule: messenger RNA, 1134 nt
Organism: Solanum stenotomum
Lineage: Eukaryota; Viridiplantae; Streptophyta; Magnoliopsida; Solanales; Solanaceae
Product: F-box/LRR-repeat protein At1g55660-like
Molecular function (GO): protein binding
Source: RefSeq, a predicted model, not a curated record
AUGCCAGAGGCUUAUCCUUUGGAUAUUCCUGUUAUUAGCGCUUUGUUGUUUCUCAACAAAAGAAAAAGCAGCAUGCCAACCGAGAAAGGCCAAUUCCCUAGCAGUUGUGGUGAUGAUGGAAACCUUGAAAGUUGGCUUAUUGAAAACUCAUUUGAGAAAAAAGAGAAGAUCGAGAUAGAAUGUGAAGAAACUAGCCUCAUUGAUAGAAUAAGUCAGCCACCUGACGCUCUUAUUGUUCAAAUUCUUUCUCGAUUGUCCAUAACAGAUGCCUUCAGAACAACUAUUCUCUCAAAACAUUGGCAAUACUUCUGGACUUCUAUUGACAACCUUGUUUAUGACAACAAGAAGUAUUGUCAUUCAGAUGGCUUGAUGGCAUUCUUAACAGAUAAUGUACUACCUCUCCUUACCUGCUCUAGCAUUAAUAAGUUCAAUCUAAAUUUUGUGUUCAAAUCUGAUGAUGGUGUGUCUUAUUUUCCCAAAAUUGAAAAGUGGCUUGAAUUUGCUAUGAAUACGAAAGUGGAGGAUCUAUGCCUGAAAAUAGGUUAUACUAAUGAUGCGAUUGAGAGUGACCAACCCUAUAGUCUACCAGAAGUUUUCUGUAGUAGUUCAUCGAUUGUAAAACUCAAAUGUGAGAAUUGCAGAAUAUUAAACGAUCAUGUACUAAAUUGGAAAUCUCUGAAGAGUUUAACACUAGGAAGUUUGUUUAUCCGGGAUGAACACAUAAAACAAAUAAUUUCAAAUUGUUCUCAAUUGGAAUCCUUGAAUUUACAUAGAUUUUGUGGUUUUAAUCAUUUGAACAUGACUUCUCCAAGAUGUAAGAGAUUGCAAUUGAUUGAUCAUUGUCAUCCUGUCGGAGAUUGGUAUUCAUUCGAAGGUGAUUGUUACUUUGAAGUUGUUGCUCCAUAUGUUGAACAUUUAACAAUUUCUGGGAAUUUUGAUAAUACGGAAAUUGAGCUCAAGGACUUGUCAUCUUUGAACCAUGCCAAACUUGAUCUCUCUAGUGAUGAAUUUGAUUCAAUGGAUGAGAACAUACUGAAAGAUCAUUUUGUAAGCGUUCAUUGUGCUAAUGAGCUAAUACUUUCAUCCUGGUUCAUCAAGUUAGAGCUGUUAAUGGUCAGCUAUAGUGCUUCUUGA